Molecule: messenger RNA, 2476 nt
Organism: Ceraceosorus bombacis
Lineage: Eukaryota; Fungi; Basidiomycota; Exobasidiomycetes; Ceraceosorales; Ceraceosoraceae
Source: the annotation of a GenBank genome assembly
AUGUCGGCUGUUCCUCCUCCUUCCGACAUUGCUCCUUCCCCAAACCCACCACCCCCACCUUUCCCUCCCCCGGUCAUCCGACCUCGUCCUCUUUUCUUGGGGGACGACGAGGACGACGACGUCUUGCCCCUUGUGAGCGUGCAGUGUGGCAGUUACCCAAGACUCUCUGUUGGCCAUAACUCUGACAUCGUUUCUCAACCCAUCUCUCUCCUCGUCCACAGCCCGUCAAGACGGAGGCUACCUCGUUCCAAUCUUCUCUGGAUGAUUGGGAACUGAAACACCUCCUUUGGGUGAGCGGAUCCCGUACUUAGGGCAGAGUUGUCAACAAUAUGCUCGACUUACGCAUGUCAUCGGUCCUGCUCCGUCUUCAGCGAGUGGCGCGUCUCGUCAGUACGACCUGGGAGCACACCUGUAUCAAUCGUUGACAGUCAAGCUGACGCGACCUGCUACCUUUGUCUUCGCACCACAGCUAGCACCGUGGAAGCUGGACUUCCACCAAAGACCACCGGACCGGACUCGUCUUCGGCGCGCUCGAGUACAUGUGAGCAUCGGCUAUGCUUAUGACCCAUUUCGACAGCAAUGCUGAUAUCGUGUGCGACCUUUGUCUUUUGUCCGCUUGCGCACCACAGCUAUCACCGUGGAAGCUGGACUUCCUUCUCACAUCACGACUGGACCGAACUCCUCUUCGGCUCCAUCAAAUACCGGUGAGCAUCGGCUAUCCUCCCCAUGACCCAUUUCGACAGCAAUGCUGAUGCCGUGUGCGACCUUUGUCCUUCUCUCACAGCACCAGUCCUUUCGCCCAUAUCACGAUUAUCAAACCCAACAGCCUCAUCACCUUUAAACCUUCGUGAGUAUCAACGCUACGCUACACGCUGCUGGCACUGCCUGUUAUUACGUUGAGCGUUCGUGAGCGAUGAAUCUCGUCGCGCCCAAGCUGGUUUUGCGCAUCGACUCUACUAGCUAGCAUCUUUCGUGCAAUCGCUGACCUCUGCGCCCGUUAUCCGCCGUAGCUAUCUCAUCUACCGACGGACGCCGCGAGGCCAGGAUCACGACAGCGCAUAUCCUGUCCCAGCUCAACGAUGCACGAUGGAAGGAUGCGCCUCUGCGCAGCAGAGCUUCCCUUGCGGCCAUCAACGCCGAGGGCCGUCAGCCCACGUCUUUUCUCGACGAGCAGUGCGCCCACUCUUCUGCUCGCGGCAUCAUUUGCCGCUCUUGCGCGACCGACUCCCUGGUUGCCCGCCUCGAUGACGUUGGCGAGAAGACCCGUGCGCUGGUGGCGCAAGAGCAGCUGACUCCAGGAGUGGUGGAGGUACUUCAUAGUGCCAUCUGCCACUUCAGAGCUGCUAUUCGCGAGCUGCAGUUCGACGACCCGAGCAGCAUGGUACCGUGUCACGGUACGCAAGCUCCUCUGCAGGCCGAAGAGCAAGAGCUCGAGGCCGGCGAGCAGGAAGAGGAAGAGCAAGAGGAAGAGGAAGCCGAAGAAGUCGACAACGAUCGUGCGAGCGACUCGGACUUCUCGGCGGGCGACAGGUGGAUGUGCUACGAUGAGGACGACGAGGACGACAACGACUUCGACGACAGCGACGAUGAUCUGGGCCAGCAAGAUCUCGCCUCUGCAACGUCAGGAGCUGCCGUCGCCUCUCGACGUUCUCUCGGCCGUCGUCAACGAUCGCCACAGACUCCAGCUGCCGCGGACGAUGAGUCGAUCUUGUCAGACGCUCCCAGUCUGUCUCGAUCGGCGUCCACAUCGCCGGCGAUUCGAUCAAGGGAGGACACGACCGAUGGCCAACCUCCCGCUGCCUCCAAGCGCAGGGGCUUCGGUCCGUCGUCAUCGCAGAGCACGGAUGCAAGCCCAUCGCAUCCGACUGGUGGUCUGCUGGCCAACCUUCUGCCGUCCUCGCCUAUCUCGAUCGUCGAUCCCGCGCCGGCGCUGGCACAGGCACCUCUUCCGACAGCUCCCAGCUCCUCCGCAAUGGGCGCACAAGGCAUGAGCACGCAAGGAAUCUCCCCCUACGACUUCUUGAUCGAGGGUACCACCUUCGCCUGCCGCACGGAACUCGUUGGCGCAGGCUCAGUCAAGGUGGUCGUAGGCUUCAUGAUUGGGCGCGACCGUCACUACCUGUCGCCUGACGCGGUCAAGAGGCUUGGAUUUGCCUUGUUCGGAGACAGAGUUCACCAGUCUGAAAAGACUUUUAAGCUCCGUUUCAAGGCUUUCCGCCAGUGGAAGGAAGGGCGUUCUGUCUCGAACGCCAAGCCACGCCUUUUCGAACUGAUGAUCAGGCCAGAAAACUUUUCGUGCGGUCAGUUCGCGCGUUGGAACAGCUUCGCUGCUGUUGCAGAGGAGCACAGACUCGACUUCAUCUUUGGGGUCGAUGCUCUGCAACGAGUGUCGCUUUUUGAGGACAAGGCCGAGCAUUUUCUCAGGGACUCAGACGGCUCCAUGAUACCCUUGGUCAAACUCGACGAAGUUUCGUAG